AUCACUUUUUAGUAGCAGUCAUCCAACUAUGGAUUACAGUAACCUUUACAUUUUCUUGUCUACACUACUUGCCAUCUUCACUACUACUACUCUUGCAUUCCUUUUUUCUGCUUACAAGUCAAAAUCCCAUGAAAAAUCCAUUAAUCUUCCCCCAGGCAGCUUUGGGUGGCCGAUUAUCGGCGAAACCUUUGCCUUCCUACACGAUGACCAUGAAAAAUUUGUAGGGGAUAGGAUGAAGAAAUACUCCUCUAAAAUCUUCAAAACCAAAAUACUAGGUGAGCGAACCGUGGUGUUAUGUGGCACUGCCGGUCACAAAUUUGUGGCUUCCAACGAAGAAAAGCUCUUUGCAGCAUGGAGACCUCACUCAAUGCAAAAGCUCUUUCGUUCUUCAUACCAAAAAGCUGCUUCCACCAUCAUGCCAAGACAAAUGGAAAAGCAUGUAUCUCAGGCACCAGGGUUUCUGAGAGCCGAAGCCCUGGUUGGCUACGUGGCAGCGAUGGAUUCCAUGGUUCUCGACCACCUGAAAACGCACUGGGAUGGCAAACAGGUGGUCGAGGCUCAUCGCCUCACGCAGCUACUCGUUUUGACUCUCUCGGCCAAGUUCUUCAUGGGACUCGAAGACAGUUGUCGUAUUGGUAAGCUUGUGGAGUUGAUGGACACCAUGAUGCUGGCGCUUCACACUAUUCCUGUGAAUAUUCCGGGGACUGCAUUUCAUAGAGCAAUGAAAGCAGCGCCGGCUGCGAGGGAGAUUAUUCAGUCAUUUGUUAAGGAGAAGAAAGAAGUUAUGGAGUCUACCGGAAACAAAAUGCAUGAUCUUUUGUCUUAUAUGAUUGCUACGCCAGACCCAACCGGAAGGUUCAUGCCGGAGAAUGAAAUUGCUGAUAAAAUUAUGGGGAAUGUGGCCGCUUCGUUCAACUCUCCAGCUAUGACUACUACUUUUAUCGUGAAGUUCCUGGGCGAAAGACCUGACAUAUAUGACAAAGUCCGAAUUGAACAACUGGAGAUUUUGAAGUCCAAAAAAUCUGGCGAGGCACUCAAUUGGGAUGAUAUGCAAAAAAUGAAGUAUUCGUGGAACGUAGCCCUGGAGGCGAUGAGGCUCAUACCACCUCUUCAGGGAACAUUUAGAGAGGCUGCAACAGACUUCACUUACCAAGGUUAUACAAUUCCUAAAGGAUGGAAGGUCUACUGGACAGUGAGCACCACAACCAUGAACCCUGAAUAUUUUCCAGCGCCAGAAGAGUUUGACCCCUCAAGGUUCGAGAAAGCAACUCCUCCGCCUUACACAAACAUCCCAUUCGGGAGUGGUCCUCGAAUUUGCCCCGGAAAGGACUACGCUCGUCUGCAAAUUCUUAGUUUUAUGCACCAUCUUGUUAUAAGAUUCAAAUGGGAACUUGUGAACCCUAAUUGCAAGAUCACAGGUGGUAUGAAUCCCUUUCCAGUUGAUGGGCUGAAGGUUCGUCUCCAAGCUCAACCCAGUCAAGCUUAAGUUGUACUACGCACGUACGUAGAGCGAGCUGUAUGCAUUAAGCAUCUAGACAUCCUUAUAAUGGAUAUUAAGUAUAUAUAAAUACGUAUAUGCAUAAUAAACACCACUCUGGCGUAAAAGCUUGACUUAUAGUCAAUGGCACUCCGUUUUACUGGUUGUCCUAAAAUAUGUUUCUCUUAAUUAUGUUCAUCCACAUAAGGACAGUUUCGGAUGCAGUAGUAUACUGUAUGGGCUGUCUAUUGAGAUGUUUAUCAUACACUCAUUUUAUAUAUAAUAUAAUCAAAACUACAAUCUUA
Molecule: messenger RNA, 1782 nt
Organism: Rosa chinensis
Lineage: Eukaryota; Viridiplantae; Streptophyta; Magnoliopsida; Rosales; Rosaceae
Product: beta-amyrin 28-monooxygenase
Exons: 3
Coding region: 29-1486 (485 amino acids)
Biological process (GO): sterol metabolic process
Molecular function (GO): monooxygenase activity; iron ion binding; heme binding
Source: RefSeq, a predicted model, not a curated record